Messenger RNA from Cylas formicarius (sweet potato weevil), 1287 nucleotides. It is a transcript of the gene Vta1, whose product is annotated as vacuolar protein sorting-associated protein VTA1 homolog. Lineage: Eukaryota; Metazoa; Arthropoda; Insecta; Coleoptera; Brentidae. Gene Ontology annotation, biological process: late endosome to vacuole transport via multivesicular body sorting pathway. The transcript is spliced from 3 exons. The coding region runs from base 150 to 1139 and encodes 329 amino acids. The record is from RefSeq and is a predicted model, not a curated record. Gene Ontology annotation, cellular component: multivesicular body.
UUUCGGUCGUUUAGUCCGUAUUCUAUAGUCUGUGCUAUAUAAUUUUGACAAUCCAAAAUCAUCCUGAAAAAGUUUUGUUUUUCGACAUUAUUUCCAGAAAUUGAGCGGUAUUUAUAUUUGCUUGAAAUUGCCUUUCUUAAACUUCAAAAAUGGUGUUUUCUGCAAUUCCUACCGAAAUUAAGCCAGUAGCGCACCUAAUGAAAUUAGCAGAGGAGCAUGAAAGUAGAAACAUUGUAGUAGCCUAUUGGGCUCGCAUGGCCGCAUGUCGCAUGGCAUUGGAGAUGACGCCCGGAAAGAGAAGCCCUCAAACUACUGCAUUAAUCAAUGAAAUUUUAAAUUGGCUUGAACAAGUAAAAGUAGCCAACAAGGAUAAUGAUGGUAUUCGUAGUGAAACUGCUGCACAAGCUAUUAUAGAAGACUAUACUCUAAAUUUGUUUAAUUAUGCCGACCAGCAAGAUAGAGCGGAGAUCUACAACAAAAACACUGUAAAGUCUUUCUACACUGCUGGUAUUUUGUUUGAUGUGCUUCAGCAAUUUGGUCCGUCAGAUGAUUUAUCAGAGAAAAGGAAGUAUGCCAAAUGGAAGGCGGCCUACAUUCACAAUUGCCUAAAGUGUGGAGAGGCUCCUAUACCGGGACCUCCAAAUACAGAUCCAAAAAAUAAAUUGGUUCAUAUUAGCGAAUUGCCGGAAGAAGAGCAGCAACGUUUACUGGCAGAAAAAAAACGUUUAGAAGAGGAGCUUGAACAGCAGAGGCAAUUGGAUGGUGAUAAUGGUAUUAACCCAGAUGAGUGGGAUGACAAAGAUAUUUCCUCCCCUCCACGUGAUAUGCCUACCAUGCCUAGUGAUGAGCCUAAUAAUGGCUUUGCGUUUCCAAAAAGUUCACCUAUAAGUCCUUAUGUCCCUGAAGCUCCUGGUUUUGUAAGUCCUGCGGCACCUUCUACCCCACAACCCCUGCCACAAUCAACAACCCAUACUCUACCUUCGAAUAAUGGUAAUCAGAUUCCAGUUACUCCUGAACAGAUUCAGAAGGCGCAGAAGUAUAGCAAAUAUGCCACUUCUGCAUUGAACUAUGAUGAUGUUAAAACUGCUAUAGAUAAUUUACAAAAAGCACUGAAUCUGUUGCAGUUUGGAAGAGAGUAAAAAGUUUUUUGAUAUUAUGUUAUUAUUUAGAGCAUAAAUUUUUAUUUUAUAACACAUAUUGUUAAUUAGAAUAAUUGCUUUGCUUUUGUAAAUACAUAUUUUUGUUCUUAACCUUGCUAUUUAAUAAAAAUUUGAUUUGUAUAUUUUA